GAACCUGAACCAGAUGCAAGAGCAGCAAAUGAGGAAGGAAUCGACAGAGCAAGGAAGGCCUUUGAAGAGGAAAAGGCUCGCAAGGCAGCUGCUUUAGAGCGUGCCCGAGCUGCAAGGGCUGCUGCUGCAGAACCAGCAGAACCUGAACCAAAUGCAAGAACAUCAAAUGAGGAAGGAAUUGACAGAGCAAGGAAGGCCUUUGAAGAGGAGAAGGCUCGCAAAGCAGCUGCCUUGGAGCGUGCCCGAGCUGCAAGGGCUGCUGCUGCAGAACCAGCAGACCCUGAACCAAAUGCAAGAACAUCAAAUGAGGAAGGAAUUGACAGAGCAAGGAAGGCCUUUGAAGAGGAAAAGGGUCGCAAAGCAGCUGCUUUGGAGCGUGCCCGAGCUGCAAGGGCUGCUGCUGCAGAACCAGCAGAACCUGAACCAGAUGCAAGAGCAGCAAAUGAGGAAGGAAUCGACAGAGCAAGAAAGGCCUUUGAAGAGGAAAAGGCUCGCAAGGCAGCUGCUUUGGAGCGUGCCCGAGCUGCAAGGGCCGCUGCCGCAGAACCAGCACAACCUGAACCAGAUGGAAGAGCAGUCAACGAAGCAGGAACGGAUAGAGCAAGGAAGGCCUUUGAAGAGGAAAAGGCUCGCAAGGCAGCUGCUUUGGAGCGUGCCCGAGCUGCAAGGGCAGAACAAGGGAGUGACAAUGUGUCUGCAGAUUCUGGUGUGGAUCGUGCGCGGAAAGCGUUUGAGGAGGAGAAAGCCAGAAAGCAAGCGGCACUGGAGCGUGCGAGAGCCGCUCGCAUGGAUGGCCAAAGUCAGCCAGAGGAUACCAGAAGUGAGGAAGAGAAAGCAAGAAAGGCAGCUGCCCUUGAACGGGCACGGGCUGCCUCUGGGGUUGACAGGGCCCGGAAAGCUUUUGAGGAGGAGAAGGAGCGCAAAGCAGCUGCUUUGGAGAGGGCCAGAAGAGCGAGCAGCGAUGCCUACCCAGGUGCAGCCAACGGCACAUCCAGAUCCGAAGCUGGUCUGGAUCGAGCUAAGCAAGCCUUUGAGCAGGAGAAAGCCAGAAAAGCUGCAGCCUUGGAACGUGCCCGCGCCCGGGCGCGUGCCGCAGGGCAGGCAGAAGCAGCUGAGGAGUUGGGCCUUGGACCGAACGCUGGCAGGGGUCGAGGGCGAGGCUUAGGAGGUUUUGGGAGUUGGCAGUUGGGUCGGGGUGGGCUCGGUGCCCGCGGCCUGGGAGGUGCACGCGGUGUCGGCCGCGGCAUGUUUGGUGGCUGGGCUGGUGGUGCCCAAGCGUUGACGCCUGGUGUGCUGGUGCGGCUCUAUGGGCUGAAGGCAAAACCUGAGCUGAAUGGCAUGAUUGGGAACUGCAUCGCCUUUGACAAGAGCAAGGGAAGAUGGCAGGUGCGGCUGGAAGAGAGACCUCAAGCAGAUAUGCUCUUUAAGGAGGACAAUCUGCAACCGGUAAGUGUGGACGAGUACGAGGCAGCACAGGCUGCAGCCGAAGGAAUGGACUCCAGACUAGCUGAUCGGUUGAGAUGUCCUGCAGAGCAUGGCAUGGCAGUGGAAGUGGCCGCGGAAGUCUACGAAUGCGAUGUGUGCGAGGCGGAUAUCGAAGUGAGCACCAAGUUGAUGUACUGCGAGCGUUGCGACUAUGCCAUUUGUGAAGCAUGCUCAGUUGAAAUGCUGAAACGUGAAGCUUUGAAAGCCUGAGGAAUUUUGACAAAUUGCUGGCACUGCCCUUUAAAGCUAGAGACAGUUGCUUUGUUGCCGCACUUCUGUCGAAGCAUCACAAUGUUGACA
Molecule: messenger RNA, 1785 nt
Organism: Cladocopium goreaui
Lineage: Eukaryota; Dinophyceae; Suessiales; Symbiodiniaceae
Source: the annotation of a GenBank genome assembly